Saccostrea echinata is the source of this 2793-nucleotide messenger RNA. Its product is annotated as receptor-type tyrosine-protein phosphatase epsilon-like. NCBI's taxonomy places the organism in Eukaryota, Metazoa, Mollusca, Bivalvia, Ostreida, Ostreidae. Gene Ontology annotation, molecular function: protein tyrosine phosphatase activity. The coding region runs from base 1 to 2706 and encodes 901 amino acids. The record is from RefSeq and is a predicted model, not a curated record. Gene Ontology annotation, biological process: protein dephosphorylation. The transcript has 23 exons.
AUGACGGGACUUAUGCUUAUAAUGGAGAAUGUGUACAAUGCAGGUACUGUAAAGAUGACACCCUGUGAAAAAGAAACCGGAAAUUGUUCGUCUGGCUGUAUGAAAAACUGGACAGGGGAUCUUUGUAAAAAAUGCGCUGAUGGUUACUAUGACCAGAAUUGUAGUACCCAGUGUGGAAAUUGUCGAGAAGGAUUUUGUGAUAAGAAAAAUGGAAGCUGUCUAUCGGGUUGCAAACUGAACUGGAAAGAACCUUUAUGUCAAGAAUGCGCUGAUGGUUACUAUGACCAGAAUUGUAGUACCCAGUGUGGAAAUUGUCGAGAAGGAUUUUGUGAUAAGAAAAAUGGAAGCUGUCUAUCGGGUUGCAAACUGAACUGGAAAGAACCUUUAUGUCAAGAGUGUGUUGAUGGUUAUUAUGACCAGAAUUGUACCACCAGAUGUGGAAAUUGUCGAGAGGGAUUUUGUGAUAAAACAAAUGGAAGCUGUCUAGCUGGUUGUAAACUAAACUGGAAGGAACCUUUAUGUCAAGAAUGUAUUGACGGAUUUUAUGACCAGAAUUGCAGUACUAUGUGUGGUGAAUGUCGUGAGGGAUUUUGUGACAAAAAAAACGGAAAUUGCUUGAAUGGUUGCAAAACAAACUGGAAAGAACCUUUAUGUCAAGAAUGUAGUGACGGAAUGUAUGACCACAAGUGCAGCACCAUGUGUGGGAAUUGUAGUGUAGGAUUUUGUGACAAGAAAAAUGGAAGCUGUCUAUCUGGUUGCAAACUGAACUGGCAAGAACCUUUAUGUCAAGAAUGUGCUGAUGGAUAUUAUGACGAGAGCUGCAGCAAACAAUGUGGACACUGUCUUAAAGGAGAUUGUGACAAGACAAAUGGAACUUGCAUGAGUGGAUGCUCACCAAACUGGCAGGGACCUUUUUGCCAAGAAAAUGAAACAGAAGUAUUUGAUGGAGUAUGUAAUCCUGUGACAAAUCAAUCAGAUGACGAUGGAUAUUACAAUACUGUCCAAUUUAACACGAAUAUUAGCAUAGGGGAUCUACAAAACGUAAUAAAUGAAAAGAGUUUAGGAGGAAAUAACCAAUUUCAUCAAGAAUACAAGAAACUUCCUACUGCCAAUCUGAACAUUUGUGAAAGUGCAAGGAAGACAGAAAACGCUGUAAAGAACCGCUUUAAAACCACAUUUCCCUAUGAACAUUCUAGGAUCAUCCUCAAGGAAAGAUGGAAUGAAUCAGACAAUGAUUACAUCAAUGCCAACUUUAUUACGGAUUGCAUUGGAGAGAAUCGCUAUAUUGCAGCUCAAGGCCCAAAAGGAAACACAUUGAAAGAUUUUUGGAGAAUGAUUUGGCAAGAAGAUAUUAAAGAUAUUGUCAUGUUGGCAAACAUAAUAGAAAAUGGAAAGAACAAAUGCACACAGUAUUGGCCAGAAAAGGAUAAAGCAAUGCAGAUUGGUCCCUGUAAUAUAUCUCUAAUAGAGGAAACAAUUUACGCAUUCCAAACAUUGCGAAAAUUCUCCUUAGAACGGGCACAUCCCCCCAGCAAGAGAAUCAUCACCCAGUUCCAUUACACUGCCUGGCCAGACCACGGUACACCAGAGGAAGUUGGACUUGUUCAGUUCCACAGAUUUGUAUCCAAGAGAAUACAUACGAAUGUUCCAUUACUAGUGCACUGCAGCGCUGGCGUGGGUCGUACAGGAACAUUUAUUGGACUUGAUUCACUCCUGAAACAGGGAAGAGACACUGGACGGAUCAACGUUUUCGAGUUUGUCAAACAAAUGAGAGAGAGUAGAAUGACAAUGGUUCAAACUCCGGAGCAGUAUGUUUUCCUGCAUGAAGCACUUAAUUGUGGAUUUCAGAGGGACUACCUUCUGUCUAAAGAGGAAUUUUCCACAAAAACAGAAGCAUUGCUGAAUGACAACGCACCGUUAAAUCAAACAGCUCUUUACAAAGAGUUUAAGUUCCAACAGACAUUAAAACCACUCUAUGAUCAUGCAAUUGUCGAAGAAGCCAGGAAAACCGAAAACACCACCAAGAACUACAGCAAAGACAUAUUACCUGUAACAAAAUAUCGCCCUUACCUUACCUCGUAUGUGAAAGGAAGGAAUGACUAUAUCAAUGCAGUUAUGGUACCGUCGUACAUAAACCCAUCUGGAUUAAUCAUAACCCAAAAGCCUCUUCCAGACACUGAGGUUGAUUUGUGGAGACUGUGUUUUGACCACGGAGUGAACGCAUUGGUGAUUCUUAAUGAAGAUGAUCAGGCAAAUGAUUGGCUUCAAAAGAGAGGAUUAUCUAAGGCUUGCGUUCCUUACACCGUUACUGUUGGCGACACUGGGAGCAAUAUCAGUGGUGUAUCACAGGACCAUCUAGCAAUUUCAAGCGACAAGGAGAAAAAACAAAUAGAGCUUUUCCAAGUUCAUGCUGAUGAUAAUGAUGCUGUACUUAAAGCCGCAGAACUCGUACUAGAAAAGGCGAAACAAUCGUCCUUUACUUCCCUUGUCAUAAGCAAGAACGGAGCAGGACCAGCUGGAGUUUUUUGUGUUUUACAUAACGCCCUACAACAGAUCAGUAUGGAUGGAGAGGUGGACAUAUUUACCAUAGUCCGGCAAUUAAAGAUCAGAAGACCGGAAGUUAUCACAAAGCUGGAGGAGUAUAGACGGUGCUAUCAGCUGGUGUCUCAGUCUGUUUCAACAGAGGGGAUAUAUGCCAAUAUGUAAAGAUCGAGGGCAUUGUUUUAUAUCGUUUUACAUGUUUAUACAAUCGCCGUAUUGCAUUUCUACAUGUGAUAGUAGAUACUUCAUGUA